Nannochloropsis gaditana CCMP526 is the source of this 585-nucleotide messenger RNA. Its product is annotated as H+-transporting ATPase. Gene Ontology annotation, cellular component: plasma membrane. Gene Ontology annotation, biological process: proton transmembrane transport; regulation of intracellular pH. The transcript has a single exon. The annotation marks the transcript as partial. The record is from RefSeq and is a predicted model, not a curated record. Gene Ontology annotation, molecular function: P-type proton-exporting transporter activity.
AUGACGCGGACCAAGACCGUGACCUCCCUGGACUCGGAGGGCUUAUCCUCCGCCCUGGCCGCGGAACUCCUCAAAAAAUUUGGCCGCAACGAGCUGCCCGAAAAGAAGAAACCAAAGUGGCUUAUUUUCCUUGAGCAACUUUACCAACCCAUGCCUCUGAUGAUCUGGGCUGCCAUCAUCAUCGAGGCGGCCAUCGAGUCGUGGCCCGACAUGGGCAUUCUCCUCGGAAUCCAGUUUAUGAACGCCUCCCUUUCCUACUACGAGACCACCAAGGCCGGCGACGCCGUUGCGGCCCUCAAAGCCUCCUUGAAACCCCUAGCUUACGUGAAGCGUGACGGAAAAUUCCUGUCCAUGGACGCGGCUCUCUUGGUGCCCGGUGACCUGGUCUUGCUGGGGGCCGGGGGCGCCAUUCCCGCCGACUGUGUCGUGAAGGACUCUCAGAUCGAUGUCGACCAGGCUGCGUUGACGGGCGAGUCUCUCCCCGUGACUUUUUUCAAGGGCGACAGUGUGAAAAUGGGUUCCACCGUGGUCCGCGGUGAGGUCGAGGCAACAGUGGAGGCGACUGGUGCCAACACUUUCUUCGGG